AGUUACGUAAAAACAUACUACUUUUCUCUAAUUUAUGUAUUUAUUUAUAUAUUUCUUAAUCUGCAUAAAAUAAUCAAAUAUGUAGCUCAUUCAUUAUUGUGUGAUUCACAUGGAGGAUCAAUUAAUACUCUUAUAAAGACCACAGAAGGGAGUGGUACUGUAUCAAACAAUCUGAAAUGGCCAAUUCUGAGUGGUCUCAAAUUCUGUUCAUAAUAUUGGGAACCCUUUUCAUAUGCAACAUCAAUUUUGCAUUUGCAACAGACCCAUUUCUUCAACAAAACAAAGACAGGGUUAAUGAGGCACUCCCAGGUCAAAACUUCAACAUCAACUUUAAACACUAUUCUGGGUAUAUCACAGUGAACGAGGAUGCUGAUAGGACACUGUUUUACUGGUUCAUUGAAGCAGAUCAUGUAGAUCCUACUUCAAAACCACUGCUUCUAUGGCUUAAUGGUGGUCCUGGUUGUUCAUCUAUUGCUUAUGGUGAAGCUGAGGAAUUUGGUCCUUUUCAUAUUAAUUCAAAUGGCACCCUUUAUCUUAAUCCUUAUUCUUGGAAUCAAGUUGCCAACAUUCUUUAUAUUGACUCUCCUAUUGGAGUUGGAUUUUCAUAUUCAAAGAAUUCAUCCGACAUUCUCAACAGUGGUGAUAAGAGGACAGCUGAGGACAAUCUCAUAUUUCUAUUGAAAUGGUUUGAGCGUUUUCCCCAGUAUAAAGAAACUGAAUUUUACAUCGGUGGUGAAAGCUAUGCAGGGCAUUUUGUUCCCCAACUUAGCCAACUUAUUGUCAAGCACAACUCAGCUACAAAACAAAAUUCUAUAAAUCUGAAAGGUUACAUGGUAGGAAAUGCUCUAACCGAUGAUUUCAAUGAUCAAUUGGGGAUUUUCCAGUUUAUGUGGGCAACUGGUAUGAUUUCGGAUCAAACAUUCAAGCUCUUGAACCUACUAUGUGAUUUUCAGUCAGUCGAACACCCAUCACAAUCAUGUCAAAAAAUGUUGGAUAUUGCUGAUGAUGAAUUGGGUAAUAUAGACCCAUACAGUAUUUUUACCCCUCCUUGCCAUGGUAGUGCUAAUCAGCGGCUUAAAAGAACGCUUAGUGUUGGAAGACUCAGAAGUGUGUAUGAUCCUUGCACAGAGAAGCACAGCACUAUAUACUUCAAUCGACCAGAGGUCCAGAAGAUUCUACAUGUUGAUCCAGAUCAUAAACCUGCUAAAUGGGAGACCUGCAAUGAUGACGUAUUUUCAAACUGGAAGGAUUCACCUAGAACAGUGCUCGAUAUAUAUCGUGAACUUAUUCCUACUGGCCUGCGAAUAUGGAUGUUCAGUGGUAAUACAGAUUCUGUACUCCCGGUAACAUCUACUCGCUAUACCAUAGCCGCUCUCAAGCUUCCAACUGUGAGCCCUUGGCGUGCAUGGUAUGAUGACGGAGAGGUAGGAGGAUGGACUCAAGAGUACGCCGGACUCACGUUUGUAAACGUAAGGGGUGCAGGGCAUGAAGUUCCUCUGCAUAGACCAAAACUUGCUCUAAUACUGUUCAAAGCCUUCUUAGCAGGAACUUCCAUGCCAACUCUUGAACCACUCUCACUCACCGCCGCCUAUUGAUAUGAUUGAUUCAAGUUUAUGGUUGUUAAAUUUCUGUUUUGUGUCUGUUUUCCAUCAAACAUUCAUCAAUAAUAUUAUUCCGGUCCAUGCUAUGGAGCACAAGUUAUUCUUACAGGAAAUGCACGAGCGCUGAUAUGUCUUGUUUCUAAAGAAACAUGAAGUGGUUAUCUUAUCUCCUACAUCUGACAGAAAUCGGGCGUCAUGGAGUAUGAAAUAGCCAAUCAAAAUGUUUUGUUGACUUCUUCGAUGCAUUUCUAUAUUUAUCGAUUUUUUCUCUUCAUAGAGUUGUACUCUAAAGAGAGCUUAUUUAA
Molecule: messenger RNA, 1906 nt
Organism: Trifolium pratense (red clover)
Lineage: Eukaryota; Viridiplantae; Streptophyta; Magnoliopsida; Fabales; Fabaceae
Product: serine carboxypeptidase II-2
Exons: 9
Coding region: 177-1595 (472 amino acids)
Biological process (GO): proteolysis
Cellular component (GO): vacuole
Molecular function (GO): serine-type carboxypeptidase activity
Source: RefSeq, a predicted model, not a curated record